AUGACCUUGCUGAGAAGGAAGAAUGACUGUAGUAUUCUAGUCCGCACCGUCCUGAGACAUCGCCAUGCGCAUGCUGUGUGCCGCGUCGGUGCGGGCGGUAGCGAAAGCAUUUACACCUGCCUUUCCUUCUUGUUUAAUCUCGAUCUCCUUUUUUACGAGAAACCUAAGAAGUGGCUGUGUGCCGCAGCCCCUCGGCCGUCUGUGCGCGGCCUCGGCUGCGCUGUCCCCAGCCUGGGGCUCUGGUCCCUUCGGCCUCAGCUCAGACGUCUGUCUGUCGCCAGUCCGAGGGGCCGACCCUGCCCGCCCUGCACACGCAGCACCUCCCCCGGCGCACCCCGCGCUCCCCAGGCCUGCCCAAGCGCCCCCUUGCUCCCUCGCACCGGACGCUCCUCUGCCUGUGCCCGCCCGCCCCCACCCCCAGGACUGGGGUCAGCAGCGAUCGGGCCCCAAAGCUGCCGCAGCCCACAUGCCGUUGUCCGGAAAGGAAUUACGGAGAACUCGUCCCUAGCAGCUGACGUCCCCAGGCUUGGCUAUAGUUCCUCGUCCAAUCACAAAUAUAUUCCUCGGAGGGCAGUGCUGUACGUACCUGGAAAUGAUGAAAAGAAAAUAAUGAAGAUUCCCUCCCUGAAUGUAGAUUGCGUGGUGCUCGACUGUGAAGAUGGUGUGGCUAUGAACAAAAAGAAUGAAGCUCGAUUGAGAAUAGUAAAAACCCUUGAAGAUUUUGACCUGGGCCCGACUGAAAAGUGUGUACGGGUCAGCUCGGUGGCCAGUGGUCUGGCCGAGGAAGACCUGGCGACCAUCCUGCAAUCCCAGGUCCUCCCUUCCAGCCUGAUGCUCCCCAAGGUGGAAAGUCCUGAAGAAAUCCAGUGGUUUGCAGGCAAAUUUUCAUUCCACUUAAAAGGCCGAAAACUCGAACAACCAAUGAAUUUAAUCCCUUUUGUGGAAACCGCAAGGGGUUUGCUCAAUUUUAAGGCCGUGUGUGAAGAAACCCUAAAGAUCGGGCCUCAAGUGGGUCUUUUCCUAGAUGCAGUUGUUUUUGGAGGAGAAGAUUUUCGAGCCAGCAUAGGUGCAACAAGUAGUAAAGAAACCCAGGACAUCCUCUACGCCCGACAAAAGAUUGUCGUUGUGGCCAAGGCCUUUGGCCUACAAGCCAUAGAUCUGGUGUACAUUGACUUCCGGGAUGGAGAGGGGCUGCGUAGGCAGUCGAGAGAGGCCGCCGCCAUGGGCUUCACCGGUAAGCAGGUGAUCCACCCGAACCAAAUCGCCGUGGUCCAGGAGCUGUUCACCCCUGCCCCAGAAAAAAUCCAGUGGGCUGAAGAACUAAUUGCUGCUUUUAAAGAGCAUCAGCAAUUAGGAAAGGGAGCCUUUACUUUCCAAGGGAGUAUGAUCGACAUGCCGUUACUGAAGCAGGCCCAGAACAUUGUUACGCUUGCCACAUCCAUCAAGGAAAAAUCAUCUGUUAAAUGAGGCGCUCAUCAGCACGUACUCUUAUAUUGAAGGCUAAAGGGUAUUGAAGCCGCAGAGGAUCAGCUUGUGCGUGCCAGAGGACGCCAAUGAAGUUUGAAACACCAACAAUCAGAGAUUUUGUUUCUGUUCCUCAUUAAAUCAUGAGCUUUUGUGUAGAGAC
Messenger RNA from Chinchilla lanigera (long-tailed chinchilla), 1627 nucleotides. It is a transcript of the gene Clybl, whose product is annotated as citrate lyase beta like. The record is from RefSeq and is a predicted model, not a curated record. The transcript is spliced from 11 exons. Bases 1 to 1467 code for a protein of 488 amino acids. Gene Ontology annotation, molecular function: (S)-citramalyl-CoA lyase activity. NCBI's taxonomy places the organism in Eukaryota, Metazoa, Chordata, Mammalia, Rodentia, Chinchillidae. Gene Ontology annotation, biological process: regulation of cobalamin catabolic process.